This is a messenger RNA of Cryptomeria japonica (Japanese cedar), 1358 nucleotides long. RefSeq lists its product as uncharacterized. The record is from RefSeq and is a predicted model, not a curated record. The transcript has 2 exons. The coding region runs from base 418 to 969 and encodes 183 amino acids. NCBI's taxonomy places the organism in Eukaryota, Viridiplantae, Streptophyta, Pinopsida, Cupressales, Cupressaceae.
GUCCGCAGUACUUUAGCUACUAACAGUUAGAAUAGGGGCCAGAAACCCAUGAAAAUGGCGAGGAAAAAGUAGCUUUCAGACCUUAACGGCCAAAUUUUCAUCUUGUCCCGCUCCAGCCCGCAACGGUUACAUUGAAUGCACAAUGGACAUCAUGAUGUAGGCGGUUCGAUCCGCGUGAACUGCUCAAGUAUAUUCGUACACGCCGCGCUGCUUUUCAUACUUCGCUUAAUUUAGAGUUCUUUAGUCCUCCAAAGCUGCAGGGCCUGAAAAGGAGAACUUGCAGUGGACGGCCUUCACGCUCCUCUUAUUAUUAUUGUUGCAGUUUGGCUAGGUAAUGCUUUUUAUCUGCAGCGCACUUCGCUGUGACAGUGGAGCACCUGUAGCAGAGCUCUGAGAGGACGAAGGAAACGAUUUAAAAUGGCAGCCAAAACUGCGGCUCCGAUAUUUCCCAUGCCUGUAGAUUUCGAGUUCGACCAGUAUUGCCUCGGACCAGAAAUGGACUACGCUAAGGUACUGGCGGAAGCUAAGCAAGGGCAGAAAGAUCUAAUCCUUUCUACGGAUCGAACGCCCCGCCGGCAGGACUUACUGGCCGACAUUUCUUGUUUUUCGGGGCAUUUCAAAGCGUCGGCGGAGGAUCAAUCUCUGAAGACAAAUCGGCGCUCAUGGAAGAGCUCCCUUUUAGGGCUUUGGCGAAAAGCACAGAAGAAAAAUCUGAAGGGCCAGUGCUCCCCAAGCAGCUUGACAACCCAGCAUCCCGGGUUCAAAUCUCGUUGCAAACCUGCUGCUUCUGGGCCGCUCUACUUAAAUGACGUUCGUAGCAAUAGCGGCCCUUCUUACUGCCGCUCUGCUCGGUCCUCCACCCCGCUAGCCGCCCUAUUCACAGGCGACGCAGGAAUUCCCUACAUGUCUCUCAAUCAUCACACUUACAACAGAAAGCCAGCAGCAAGGCCUAUUUACCUGGUCACCUAGACUGAUUUUAUUUUCACUUCUGAUUGAUUUUUUUUAACGGAAGCUUAAUUUUUUGUAUACCAUGUUUUGCCUGACGACCUUUUCAGCAGGUCACUAAUCCCCGAUGCUUCCAAGUUCGGUCAUAGCCAUUUUUUCAGUCUGCUAUGCUCUAAGUUACUUUAAAUUGUCAGCUAGUUUUAGCUGACCCAAAAGGCUUUUGAUUCUCAUAGACAAGAUUUGGGAUUUGAUUUCAUUUUCAAUUAACAGAUGCAUUUGGAUCAUUGACCAAAUUUGAAUGUUGUUGGUUGAAAAGUAUGUGUGUUUUGUGUUAGUAUUUUAGAUCAUAUUUUAUGAUCUAUUAUUUGAUCAAUUUUAUUUAAAUAAAAUGAUUUAUUAUUAUGUUUGAUCAA